AUGGUGAAAGACCAGCAGGAGCUCCCCCAGACCACCCAAUCAUCUGACAUGGUAUUUGGAACCUCCCUGCUCACCACUGGACAAGUUUCUGAGAAAAGGAUCCGGUCUGUUGCUCGUAACAUCUACUACAGUCUGCAAAUAAGGCAGUCGAAAUGGCACUUUGCCUUACCCGGGACUCCCAUCCCCACUGAGUUUCCUGCUCAGAUUGACUUCCCCAUUGUUAGAAACACAAUCAUUGAGGACUUCUUUCACACAGAGGACUUACUUCCUGUAACCUUUGUGGACAAAGUCAGGCAAGCUGCUGGGGUGGUAGUGGACAUUAUGGUGGAAAGUGUUGAGAACACACAGGAAGAUGGACAGGGUGCUUCUCAUCUUGACGACCUCCAAUCUGCUGUUAGGAAAUUGAGAAAAAUCAUUUCCACUUGGACCAUCCACAUUUUCAGUCAUGAAUUGGUGGAUAAAGUGAUAGCCCUUCAGGACAGCCACAGCACUCCACAGGUCUUAACAUUGGAAGCAGCCAAAAGUGCUUCAGACUCUAUUCUUUCAAGGCUGAAAUGGGGAAAGGAACAAUGUGCCAUAUCCAAGGAGCUCUCCUCUCAGCUUCUCCAGAUAUUUGCUGAAGAGACAGUGAAGUGCUUCCUGAGACAGUGGUCACAUGAGUAUGAAAACAUAAACUUUGAUGUUUCAGUCCAGAACGAACCAAAGACUUCUACUUGCAUGGUCAUUCUUCAAAUGAUCACCAAAGCCACUGCUAAAUGUUAUUUUGAGUCUGCUACCAGCGUGGCCACCAGUGACAUUGUAGAAGGCGUGUUUGAUUUGGAAAGGGAUACCAUCAGCAGUACUGGAGAGCAGGUCCUCACCUUUAACACAAAGGGUUCCAAGAAAGUUAGUAAGAACCUCUGUCCUCAAGAGUCUCUGGAGUACCAGCCUCAGAACAUUUCCCCUACUGUGUACUUUACAGAGACGAUGACAACAUCUCAUGGCUCCUUUUCUCCAGAGGGAAUUUAUGAUAUCGCAUCGUCCUUCCCACUUGAAGAGAAGAGUCGCAAACCCUCCCUUUUCACCAGAUUGUCUAGAUCCAUCACAAAAGGCUUUCUCAGCCCAUUCAAAUCUUCAAGGAAAACCAAAUUAUUUAAAUAA
Messenger RNA from Oncorhynchus gorbuscha (pink salmon), 1140 nucleotides. RefSeq lists its product as uncharacterized. The coding region runs from base 1 to 1140 and encodes 379 amino acids. The record is from RefSeq and is a predicted model, not a curated record. The transcript is spliced from 4 exons. Lineage: Eukaryota; Metazoa; Chordata; Actinopteri; Salmoniformes; Salmonidae.